CACGCCCACGACACGAACAGGUUUCUGUCCUUCUCUGAUCUAUCUUGAUAUUGGGUUCUGACGACACAAGGGAUACUGAGAGUACAACAUGUCGGCCAGAUUACCACCAGAAGCGCCCAAGAGCAAGGUCCUCGCGAGCUUAGCUCGUGGGCCAUUGCGUUCCAUCAUUAUGGUUUUAACAGUUGCUGGUGUUGCAUGGGGGCUUGCCUUCGGUAUCCAAUCAUUCCGAGAUAUCGGCUUCGAUCGAACCACAGGCGGCGGCAAUUCGCUAGUCACAUUCGACAUUAUCAUUGGCUCGCUGAUGUGCGGCUUCGCUGUGAUGAUGAUAAUUGGCUUCAUCGUUGCAUUAGUUAAUCGUCCUACACUCGCGCGCACUUUCUCAUUUCUCUCUAUUUUCGCUGGAUUGGUACUCUGCGCCGGGCAGCUGUUCAUCGUCAUUGCUCAUUUCUUCUUUCAAUCGCUCAUCAUCGACGAGUGCGAAGCUGCCACGACAAACGCCACAGUCAUCACGGGCAAUCCCUUCUGGUUUGGUUAUAGCGAGCAUACGCUGUCCGCCACGGACGCGCGAAACUUCUGCAAUAGUGCCUUUUCCCGCCAAUCGGCGAGCACCAUCAUUUGGCUCCUUGUGGCCAUCGUUGCGAGCGCAAUCUUUGUCAUGAUCGCCAUGGCUUGGUCUUAUCAAAUCCUCGAUCCUUCCUAUGGUCGUCAGGCACCCCCACGUGCCGAUGCGAUCCGAAUGGGCUCUUUCAACCCCAGCGGCGAGCCCUACGACCAAGUCCCGUACGCGCCACGUGAUCCGUUCGCAGACAGCAGAAACGACGCCUACGUCCCGCCGUAUGAUCCUAACAUGCCACCGAAGUACACUGGCGACGAGUCUGGCCGGGUUACUCCACCCGAGAAGGCUGAUGGCGGGAAACAGGGAAUGUAUGGUACUGAUCGGGAUGCGUGGGCGGCGAGUGACACGGACCUCGCUGGGCCGAGGAUCCAGGAGAGAAGGCCUGGGGAGAUUUAGUGAUGAGGAUCGUCCGGACUGAUAAAUAUUGUUAUCGGAACACGUCUUGGCAUUUUAUGUUUCCCAUUUGUAUGUAGCCUAUACAAUAUAUUUCU
Molecule: messenger RNA, 1107 nt
Organism: Dacryopinax primogenitus
Lineage: Eukaryota; Fungi; Basidiomycota; Dacrymycetes; Dacrymycetales; Dacrymycetaceae
Exons: 4
Coding region: 89-1012 (307 amino acids)
Source: RefSeq, a predicted model, not a curated record